AAGGCGCACAUGCUUCCUCCUCCUCCUCCUCCUCCUCCUCCUCCUCUUCUUCUUCUUCCUCCUCCUCCUCCAUCAUCAUCAUCAUCAUCAUCAUCAUCAUCAGUGCGCCGCUGCAGCAGUGCUUCCAAACCUGCAGCAGAAGCUCCACGUUCAACUUUCUUUUCUCACACUGCGGAUUUUUCUGCCUUUUUUCGGGCUUCUUCUUCUACUUUGUGGCCUCUUCGUUGUCGCUCGGAAUCCAGCAGGACGUCGCUGAUUCGCUAUUGGCUGACUUUAUUAGCGCAGGAGGACACGCACAAGACAUUUGCACUCUUUAGGGGCUAAGGUGCCGACAGGAAGAGUGUGUGUGUGUGUGUGUGAGUGUGUGUGUGUGUGUGUGUGUGUGUGUGUGUGUCAGUGUGUGUGUGGGACCAAGACAGGACAGCAGGUCCCCUUCAGGAUCCUCAUCCAUUUUCAACAUUUUCUCCAACUUGAACCCCCAGACGAACAUUAGCAUGAUGUCAUAUUUAAAGCAACCACCUUACACAGUCAAUGGCCUCAGCUUAACUACUUCCGGGAUGGACCUCUUACAUCCGUCCGUGGGCUAUCCAGCGACGCCACGGAAGCAGAGAAGAGAGAGGACUACUUUUACGCGCGCGCAGCUCGACGUCUUGGAAGCGUUGUUCGCCAAAACGAGGUAUCCGGACAUAUUCAUGCGCGAGGAAGUGGCGCUGAAAAUCAAUCUACCUGAGUCUCGUGUACAGGUGUGGUUCAAGAACCGGCGUGCAAAGUGUCGCCAGCAGCAGCAACAACAGCAGAACGGCGGGCAGAACAAGGCUCGACCCGCCAAAAAGAAAAGUUCCCCGACCCGAGACGUGAGCUCCGAGAGCGGCGCCAGCGGUCAGUUUACUCCCCCCGCCAGCACCACCACAGUCCCGGCCAUCUCCACCAGCACGGCGCCGGUGUCCAUCUGGAGCCCGGCCUCCAUCUCCCCGCUCUCGGACCCGCUGUCCACGUCGUCGUCGUGCAUGCAGAGGUCCUACCCCAUGACCUACACGCAGGCCUCGGGCUACGGCCAGAGCUACGCGGGCUCCACGUCCUACUUCGGCGGCAUGGAUUGCGGCUCUUACCUCGCCCCCAUGCACCACCAGUUGUCCGGCCCGGGCUCGACCCUCAGCCCGAUGAGCACAAACGCGGUGGCCGGCCACCUCAACCAGUCCCCGGCGUCCCUCCCCACGCAGGGCUACGGCACGUCCGGCCUGGGCUUCAACUCCACGGCCGACUGCCUGGAUUAUAAGGACCAAGCCGCGUCGUGGAAGCUGAACUUCAACGCAGAUUGCUUGGAUUAUAAAGAUCAGACCUCAUCGUGGAAAUUCCAGGUCCUGUGAAGACACGACAGACCCUCAUGAAACUCUCACAGGAGGAGAGUCCUCACUUUUUUUUUUUAAUUUAUUUUAGCACUGGCAAAGUUCUUCUCCUCACCUGUAGACACUCAUCCAUGUCCGUCACACCUGUCGAGGACACAUUUUCCACCUGCGAGGCCACGGAACUAUCCCACUGGACCACGAUGGACAUGGAUGCACUACUUUAUUUAAGACAAAAAAAGAAGUGUUUAUAAAGAAUCAAUAUGUAGUUUCUAAGAGACAAUCAGUGUGUGUCUUAUAUAAAUGGUGUGGUUUUUUUUAUCUGUGCUAGCCUUCGAUACUGUGAUCUGUUGUAUUGUAUGCAAUCUGUCAGACCCUCCACGCAUCACACUCUCUGCAGCUUUUCGUGGGUAAGGGGGAGCACGCUAAUGAUUCGAUGAGACUUUCCAAGUGGUAUAGUAGUAAUGAUGACGGGUUACACACACACACACACACACACACACACACACACACACACACACACACACACACACACACACACACACACACACACACACACACACACACACACACACACACACACACACACACACACACUUGUCCACUGGAUCUCAACAUGAUUGUGGGUUCCAAAGAUGCUGUGACCUCCCCCAUUGAAAAGGCAUGAAUAAUUACAAUAAAAAAAAAAAAAGAAAGAAAAAGGUACCAUGAUGAACUUUCAGUUAAUCACUUCAUGUGCUUGUCGUGGACGAAUGAAACAAAUAGUGGAGUUAAAAAUACUGAUUUUCAUAGAAAAUGUCACGCAUUGGGUAUUUUUUUAUUUAUCAAAAUUGUCAUGUUAUGUUUUAUUUAAAUUGUAAAUUCAAAGUAAAUUACUUUCUUUUUUCCUUUUUUUUUUUUUUUUUACACUAACGCAGUAAUUAACUGUGAAGUUCAAUUUGGAGGGUGAUGUUUUAUUGCAAUAAUUUAAAUCCAGUAUUUUACUGUGGGGAAAAAAAGACUGUUAAAUGCUGUGAAGUCCUGGUCAUUUUUACACUGCAGUGUGAACAUUUUUACAGUGGGGGGAGAAAUUGUUUACAUACUCAUUUCAAACAGCCCCAGCAAAAGGAAAAAAACAUGCAGUGUUUAAUCCCAUAAAAAUAUGUUAAUUCCAUCAUUUUUGCCAUAGCAACAGUGUGCGCACAUUCAAUGCCCAAGUAUGUUUAAAUAACACUAAUUUGCAUUAAUGUGAGUGUGAAUGUUGUCUGUCUAUCUGUGUUGGCCCUGCGAUGAGGUGGCGACUUGUCCAGGGUGUACCCCGCCUUCCGCCCGAUUGUAGCUGAGAUAGGCUCCAGCGCCCCCCGCGACCCCGAAGGGAAUAAGUGGUAGAAAAUGGAUGGAUGGAUGGAUGCAUUUAUUGUGCAGAAUCAUCUAAAAAAAAAAGUAAAAAUAUACCAUUUCAUGGCAUUCACAGUAUUUUUUCACAGUAAAAUACUGUAAUGAAAAUGUACUCCAACAUUACAACAAAUGACUGUAAAAAUUACAAUACCUUACAUUCCACAGUAAUUAACUGCUAUUUCACAGCAAAAUAUUGCAAUUAUAGUCCUCUUUAAUAUCACAACAAAUGACUGUUAACUCAAACUGAUUUGUCUCUGAAGGGUUUCUACGUUCCAGACAGUGGUGGUGUGCUGUUCAACCAAGAGAGUUUUUAACAAUAAAAGUACACUUACAGCAUUUAGUUGUAACUUUAAUUAAUCACAAAAUCACAGCUUUGCAGUCACAGUAAAUUGCUAUAUUUUACAGUAAAUGACUGUAAAUGUUUCUUUGCAUGAAUGCAAUUAUUAGUUAGCAAUUUGCUGUAAAUUUGCAAAGCCAAUGUUUACAAUGUAAACAUGUUCAUAAUGUGUAAAAAGGGA
Molecule: messenger RNA, 3238 nt
Organism: Entelurus aequoreus (snake pipefish)
Lineage: Eukaryota; Metazoa; Chordata; Actinopteri; Syngnathiformes; Syngnathidae
Product: homeobox protein OTX2
Exons: 4
Coding region: 495-1367 (290 amino acids)
Biological process (GO): multicellular organism development; regulation of transcription by RNA polymerase II
Cellular component (GO): nucleus
Molecular function (GO): DNA-binding transcription factor activity, RNA polymerase II-specific; RNA polymerase II cis-regulatory region sequence-specific DNA binding
Source: RefSeq, a predicted model, not a curated record